AUGGUCAAAACAUCAGGAAUGACUCCGAAAUUACGCUGUGUUGAGGAAGUUCCUGAAAAACCAAAAUGCAGUAACAGCCAUACCACGAAGAUCUUAAUAUUUGUGGUUUUCGUGUUCUUUGGUGUGUGUCAAGUUCAGAUUCUUGUGAACAGAGAGCGAUCCGUGGAUGUUGCAAAUAUUUUACGCGAAAUUCAAAAGGCGAGCGAACGCAUCGAAGAAUUCGAGUUGUCGCUUGUCAAAGUUGAAAACACCUUGGAGGUUCUUCAUGCCGAGUUGGGGACAAAAGCAACGCUACACCGGCAGAAACGGCAAAGUAAAGGAGGUUCCUUUCGCCAGAAAAUACGACAGAUGAGGCAGUACCUGAAAAAGACACGACAGAGGUAUGGCAUUUUGCAAUGUUUACGAGGUGAU
Molecule: messenger RNA, 411 nt
Organism: Porites evermanni
Lineage: Eukaryota; Metazoa; Cnidaria; Anthozoa; Scleractinia; Poritidae
Source: the annotation of a GenBank genome assembly